AGAUACUAAAUAAUGCAUAUUGACUUUAUGGGUGUUAAUACUGACAAAAGGUAAUUUUGGAUUUUAGGAGCUCCGAAAUGCUCACAGUGAACAGCUCAUGGGAAUCCGCCGGGAAGAGGAGAUGGAAAUGUCCGAUGAUGACAGUGGUGACAAUCCCAGUAAAAAGCUGAGAGUAGAUGAUUCAGCUCUAGCCGCCCAAGCAUACGCGCUAAAGGAAGAGAACGAUAGUCUUCGAUGGCAGCUGGAUGCUUAUAGGAACGAAGUGGAGCUCCUGAAGCAGGAGAAAGGACAGCUCUUUCGAACAGAAGAAAGCCUUACAAAGGACCAGCAGCUGCAGUUCCUACAGCAGACAAUGCAAGGCAUGCAGCAGCAAUUGCUGAGCAUACAGGAAGAAUUAAAUAACAAAAAAUCCGAACUGGAGCAAGCAAAGGAAGAGCAAACGCAUACACAAGCGAUGCUUAAAGUCCUGCAGGAACAGUUAAAAAGCGCCAAGGAAUUAGCAGAAAUCAAUGGGCAUGAUGAAUCUCAAGCAAAUGAAAUCAAUGUAUUGACAGUAGCAUUGGUCAACCAGGACAGAGAAAAAAACUCAGAGAAACGAAGCCCCGGUCUAAAAUCAGAGAAAGAGGCACUAUUAAUAGGUAUCAUAUCCACAUUUCUUCACGUCCACCCUUUUGGAGCCAAUAUAGAGUAUCUUUGGUCUUAUAUGCAGCAGUUGGACUCUAGGAUCUCCGCAAAUGAGAUAGAAAUGCUUUUGAUGAGACUGCCACACAUGUUUAAACAAGAAUUCACUGGUGUAGGAGCAACACUGGAAAAGAGGUGGAAGUUUUGUGCCUUUGAAGGAAUUAAAACUGUCUGACUGUGACUAGUAAUGAAGCUAUGCAGAAGAAGAAGAAUUCCUAGAGCAUGGCAGGGUUAUAAAGUAUUAAAGUAAGAAAUUUGGGUUUGGGCACCUAGUAGUAUGUUUUCAAAGUUAUCCAAGCCUAAUUUUAGUUACAUUUGUGACGUUCUCUUGUGAGUGGAAAUGUAGUUGUGCACCAGUUCCUAAAAUAAAAUAAAAUUUUUUAAAAAGUUUCAAAAUGUGACAGAUUGUUUCCUAUGAAAACUGAAGAAAGAUACCACAGUCAUAAUGAUUUCAAAAUACUACAUGUCCUACAUCUAAGAAAAGCUCAUUGAGCAAACAGUUAAGGAGAAGGAUUGCCCAGUUAUGGUCGCUAAGCUACAGCAAUUUAUAUGUAAUAUGUAGUAGAACUCAUUAAGUUUUGUUAUAGGAAGUUCUUUCUGUUUAGUAAGAGAAUUGAGUAAUUUUACAGUGAGGAGAAGCAUACCAAAAGAAAACUUGAAGAUGUGUCUGAAGUUAUUGUAUUUUGUAAAUUAAGUUAUAUGCUGUACCAGGGAUUUUUGCCUUAUUGAAAGAGGCCUGAAAAUGUGAUUGGAGUCCUCAAGAAUGCUUUAUCAAGAAUAUUAUUUUUCUAAUGUAACUAUUCUCCAUUACAAGUUCUUUUAACAUGGAUUGCAUAUCAAUUUUCAUAAACAUGUAAAUAAGGAGGAAACCAGUGUUACUGUAUUGUAUUUGGUAUGUAACAUUCAGGUUUAUGCAUCAAAAUAAAUAUUCAGUUGCAUUACUGUUACAAAUUUUAUAGCAGAUAUAUUAAUUUUUAUCAAUAAAUAUGACUUCUACCA
Molecule: messenger RNA, 1680 nt
Organism: Sturnus vulgaris (Common starling)
Lineage: Eukaryota; Metazoa; Chordata; Aves; Passeriformes; Sturnidae
Source: RefSeq, a predicted model, not a curated record